UUAAACUUGAAACAAAAACAAAAUAUAAAUAAAUUAAAAAAAAAUAAAUUAAAUAAACCUCUAGUUAACUUACUGUUAAAUUAACAAUAAAAAUAACGUUACACAAAAUAAAAGAUCACUUAAGUUCUCAAAGACAAACAAAAUGAAGCGUCAUUGCGAAAUGGACAGUGAUACAGACUCCACAACAUCCGUCUCGUCGCCGAGCACUUUCAGUACACGUCUGGGAAAGUGCGAAGUUUGCGGAGCCAACGAAGCCAAGUACACUUGUCCCAAAUGUGAGGUUAAAACUUGUUGUUUAGCCUGCUUGCAGAUUCAUAAAAAGGAGCUGGAAUGCAGUGGCAUACGGGAUCGGACCAAAUUCAUUCCAUUAAAGAAAAUGACAAAAAUGGAUUUUAUGAGUGAUUAUUAUUUUUUGGAAGAAUGCACCAGAUUCGUGGAGGAUCGCAAACGAGACAGAAUCAAACGUUACACCCGUUACAAUAAAAUUCUUCCAUCAGGACUAUUUCGAUUGAGAAACGCUGCUGCUAAUCGAAAGACAACUAUCCGUUUUUUGUUGGAGAACUUUUCGCGUCGUAAGGAGAAUAGCUCUUAUUUAGAUUUUAAAACAAAUAUAAUUUACUGGCGUGUGGACUGGGUAUUUCCAAAUGCUGAAAAUUUGGUAUUUGUUGAUAAGAAGUGUUGUGAGGAUGAAACUCUGGGAACUUUGCUUGACAAGUAUGUCAACGAACAGAAUCCAGAAGUUGUGCCGAGAAAAAAGUGCUUGGAGUAUUAUCAAAGUGAAGGAAUUGGGAAUUUGAUAAUAUUACUAAAAGCCGAGGGUGUAAAGAGAUCUCGUAACAGAUUUUAUCGAUUAGAUUGUUCCAAAACCCUAAGAGAUAAUUUAGCUGGAAAAGUGUUAGUUGAAUAUCCUUGUAUUCAUGUUAUCUACGAUAAAAAUAAUUUUGAUUUGGAUAUCAUCGAUAGUGAUGACGACCUUGAAGAAGAAAAUAGUUCAUACCGAAAAACUAUGGAUAAACUUGUCAAGAAAGACAAACCAGAAAAUGAUUCUAAGGAAGAUCUAGAAAAGAAAUUGAUAGAGCAAAAGCGUGCAGAGCGACGCCUUAAACGUGAACAACUCGAAAAAGAGCCCAGCAAUUAUCUAUUUUCCGAUGAAAAACUUUGGGAUGAAAUAUCUUCAUCAUCCGAUUCUGAUGGUGGGAACAUUACUGAAGAGGAAGAAACUCCUACCAGCAGUGCCAUGUGCCGAGAAAGAUGAUUCAAGUCUUACCAAUCCAUAUUAUUUGUAUAUAAAUUUGUUUCGGUUUUUCUUCUUUUUAUAAAACUUAAGUUAAAAAUGAGCUACCAUCUAUUUUGUACUUGAAUAUCUCACUAGUAUCAACUUUGCUGUUAAUCUGUAAGAAAUUUGAAUUGCUUUUGUUGAAUUUUUUAAUUUAAUAUAUAUUUUUUAAAAAUAA
Messenger RNA from Eupeodes corollae, 1454 nucleotides. Its product is annotated as box C/D snoRNA protein 1. Lineage: Eukaryota; Metazoa; Arthropoda; Insecta; Diptera; Syrphidae. The record is from RefSeq and is a predicted model, not a curated record. Gene Ontology annotation, biological process: maturation of LSU-rRNA from tricistronic rRNA transcript (SSU-rRNA, 5.8S rRNA, LSU-rRNA); box C/D snoRNP assembly; snoRNA localization. Bases 143 to 1255 code for a protein of 370 amino acids. The transcript is spliced from 3 exons. Gene Ontology annotation, cellular component: pre-snoRNP complex; nucleus.